This is a messenger RNA of Aphidius gifuensis, 3434 nucleotides long. Its product is annotated as folate-like transporter DDB_G0272544. Bases 119 to 2491 code for a protein of 790 amino acids. Gene Ontology annotation, cellular component: membrane. The record is from RefSeq and is a predicted model, not a curated record. Lineage: Eukaryota; Metazoa; Arthropoda; Insecta; Hymenoptera; Braconidae. The transcript is spliced from 11 exons.
GUCUUUAACGAUUGAUAAUAAUAAUUUAAAUUUCAUAUGUAAAUAAUAAAUCGACAAAAAAAAAACACGUGUGUAAUUAUUAUCUGAAGAAUAAAAUUUUUCAAAUAAAUCAUAAAACAUGAUGUUGAUUAAAAAUUUUUUUCGGAGAAUUUACAAGGAUUUUCGUCACAAGGAGUUGCUUCCUUUGAAGAUGUUAUUUUUUGUUCAAGCAUCAACUCUGUAUGUACUCUAUCCAUAUCUAACAAUUCACAUGCGUGAAUUGGGUAUUAAUGUUGAAGAAACAGCAAUAAUGAGUGCUGUAACUCCAUUUGUGGCAAUUAUUAUGCCACCACUUGCUGGUCUUAUUGCUGAUCGAAUCGGAAAUUUUAAGAUACUUCUUUCAUUUUUUUCAUCACUUGGUGGUGCUGCGGCUCUUCUCUUGCUGCUGGUUCCAGUUGGAAGAGUAACGGUCAAGUAUCCACCGCAUAUUAUAAUGGAUCUAGAAUGUUCUGAUAAUGAUGGCAGUAUGUUUUAUUCAAUAAAUCAAGAAAGCCAAAAUUGUGAAUAUAAUAAUCAGCAAGAAAUAUUAACAAAUAUUCAAAGUUGUGGAUAUGUUUGUCAUAUUGAUUUUGAUAAUUCAAUGGAUCUCAAAGCACUGCUAACUUCAAAAAUAUAUACUGUUGAAAAAUUUGAUACUAAAAAUAAUAUCAAUAAUUCAAUAAAAUAUUCACGAUCAAAUGAAGACUUUUUGCAGUCAAUAGCAAAUGAAGCUGAAUAUAUAAAGGAAAGUAGAUUAUUGAGAAACAAUGAAUUUUACAAUACAUCAAUAAGACAAAUGUCGAAGAAUUUUUUUUACUUUCCAACACCAAAAUUGUUUGAUUUUUCAUGCUCAAAUAAUCAAAGAGAAAUUAAUGGAACAAAAAAUUAUAUUGAUGAUAAAAUACAGUGUGGUUUUACAUCUGCAUUUGAUGGUUCGAGGAAAAAUGAUUUUAAGCCAAUUAAAAUUAAAAUAAAAAAUCAAGAUGUAACUGAAGCUGAUGAGGAUGAAAAAAAAAAAAGAUUUAUUAUUGAAGAAAUUUUUAAACCUGGAAAUAAUUAUAGCAAAGCCAAGUGUGAUAACAGCUUUGGUAAAAAUGAAAAAAUAAUGAUUAAUAUACCAUUGGUUAAUUGGACAAUUAAUUCAGAGGUUUAUAAAAUUAUUCAAACUCAGGAGUGCAGUGAGAGAUGCAUUGUUACCGCAAAUAGAAAAAAUAUGUGUUCCAAUAUGCAGACCAUUAUUGAGUAUGAUGUUUCUUUGACUUUUUGGCUGUAUUUAGGAUUCAGAGUUUUUACUGGUAUUAUCAGUGGCACUGCAUUUGCAAUGUUUGAGGGUGCUGUAAUAGCAAUUCUACGUGAACAAAAAGCAGAUUACGGUCUCCAAAGAAUUUACGGAAGUAUAGGAGGAAUGAUAUCAUCACCAUUAUCCGGAAUGCUAAUCGACUAUGCAAGUCGAGGAAAAGAAUACUCUGAUUUUAGACCAGCAUUUUAUUUAUAUGCAGCAUUGAAAAUAGCCUCAGGUGGUUUGAUGCUAGCGAUAAAUCUUGAAUUUAAAUCACCAGCUAAAAAUGUCGUUGGUGAUGUAAUAUCAGUCUUGAAAAAUAUUGAGAUUGUUGCACUUUUAUUGGCAUGUUUUGUUCUUGGAACUGCCUGGGGUUACAUUGAGUCAUUUUUAUUCUGGCUAAUUCAGGACCUUGGUGGUUCAAGGUCAUUGAUGGGCAUCACCAUAACAGUUGGUGGAAUUGCUGGAAUUCCUCUGCUAGUAUUAUCAGGACCAAUUAUCAAUAAAAUUGGUCAUGCAAAUGUUCUAGUCAUUGGUUUUGUAUUUUAUGCUGUUCGUCUUGUUGGCUAUUCGUUGAUUUACAAUCCUUGGCUUUGCCUCGUCUUUGAAGCUUUGGAAUCCGUGACGACCUCGCUCAGUUUUACUGCAGCAGUUACAUAUGCUGCAAAACUAUCUACAACUACAACAGACACAUCGAUUCAAGGUCUUCUAGGCGGUCUUUAUUAUGGUGUUGGAAAAGGAUGUGGCAGUUUGAUUGGUGGAUUUUUAAUUAAAGCUGUUGGUACAAGACCCACCUAUCAAAUAUUUGCAGCGGUAACAUUUUUCAUGGGAAUUGUUUAUUUCUUUUUUAAUAUUUUGUAUCUUCGGAAACAUCAAGUUGAAGGCAAUGACAUUGUCAAAAAGAAACCAAAGAAAACACAAGAGCUCAAUGGAAUUGAUAAUGUUGCACUGGACAUUAAUGAAAAAAUUGAUAAAAAAGCUAUUAAAGCAAAUGAGUCAGAUAAAAUAAAUAAUAUUGAUUCAAUAAAUGAUAAAAAAAAUGAUAAUAAUUGUAACAAUGAGUCAAAUGAAUUGAAAAUUAUUAAAACAAUAAAUAAUGAUAAUAAUAAAAAUAAUGCAAAUGAAGAAAAUAAUAAAAUUGAUAAUUCAACAGUUAAAGUUACAACGGAUAUUGAAAAUCAACAUGACAGAUAAAUUAGAUUAUUAAUUAAAUAAUAUUGUGAUUGAAGAACCAAAUAAAAAAAAAACAAUAAAGAAGUGAAAAGUGAUAGUGAGAUAAUAGUAAUUAACAAAGCAUCUAAAAAGCCUUUUAAUUAAUUUAAAAAAAAAAAAAUAACAAUAAACAAAAAUAUCCAUAGGUAAAACAAAAAAUAAUCAUUGAAAUAUAUUUUUUUUUUUGAAAAUAAACUCAUCGCACAAUUUUUGAUUAAAUUAAAUAAUAAUUUUUAAAAUUAUUUUAAUAUUUUUGUUUUUUUUUUUUUUAAUAUAAAAUUAUUUUAAUUUAAUUUUUAUUUUAAUUUAAUAUACAGGGCAUGUAUGGGGUUAAAUGGACACUUGAAAAAAAAUAUUUAUUUUUUAAUAAAUCUAGCAGUAUAAAAAAAAAAAUAAUUUACUAAUGGAAAUAUUUAAAAAAUAAAUCUAAUACUGUAUAAAACAAAUAUGAAAAUUAUAACGAAAUUCGAUUAGUUUUUUUUUUAAUCGAAAUCUUUUUUCAUUUUUUUCGAUUUCGAAAUUUAAUAAUAGUGUGUCCAUUUCACCCCAAGUUUUCUAAAUAAAUAAUAAAUAAAAAAUCUACAUAAUAAUUAUUAUUAAUUAUUGUAUAAUAAAAAAAAAAAAUGACGUAUGAAUUUUUUAGUCACGCGAAAAAUAAUUACCAACAAGAUACAUCUUUUCGCGUGAUGGAAAAUUAAAAAAAAAAAAAAAAAACUAAAUUAUAAUUAAUAUAUUAUUUCUUGAAUGAAAACAUAUAGAUAUAUAUUUUUUUUAAUAUUUAAUUCUGUGUACUUUUAACAAUUUAUAAUGUUUAUUUUAUAAUUUAAUUAAUUUUAAAUAGUAGUAUUUAUGACACAUGACAAUUUUAAAAUGUUUGACAAUAAUUUACGACGUUUUUCUUAUUAAAUCAAUAAACAAAUCUUUA